Molecule: messenger RNA, 390 nt
Organism: Phytophthora nicotianae INRA-310
Lineage: Eukaryota; Oomycota; Peronosporomycetes; Peronosporales; Peronosporaceae
Exons: 2
Coding region: 1-390 (129 amino acids)
Source: RefSeq, a predicted model, not a curated record
AUGCUUGGAGACAAGCUGCCACCAGCAAUCGACAGCGCCGAUGAGCAGCGGCUUCCUGCUCGUCUGCUUGACAGUCCGGAUGUCCGCUACGUGCGCGUGCUCCAGCCGAGACCGGCGCUGGAACUCGAACGGCGACCGGCUCUGGCGACACUUUCUUUCUCGUGGCAGUGCGUGAGUCUAGCCGACAAGUCUCUGCAACUUGCAGACUGCAAGCACCGCCUCAUGCUCCCAUUCGAGAUGACGAUUCCAAAGAAACAAGCUCCAUGGUACAGGCGGGAACGGAAUCAAGAGAUGUCAAGUUCAACUCCGAAGUCUUUCGCGGGGAAAUCUCUCGAAUCGAAGCACCACGACAGCAACUAUCACCAGGCUUUUGGUCCGUUGCUGGAAUAA